AUGGUUACAUCUUCUGGCAAUCGAAACCCAGAGAGACCUUCUUCUAAAUUCACUUGCGCUAUCAAACUUGGAUAUGAGGAUAUAGCUGAAAUUGUCCAUAACAAGGUUUUGAUAUCAGCUGGGGUCUCGGCGGCCGUUGGGCAGCUCUCUAAGCCAUUCACUGCCUCGCUUCUUUAUGGCAAGAGUUUAGAUUUAAAAGCUGCGGUUCAGGCUGGCGGCUUCCCUUCUACCCAUUCCUCAUCUGUUGUGGCUGCUGCAACAUGUCUUGCUCUUGAAAGGGGUUUCGCGGAUUCUUUUUUCGGCCUAACUUUGGUCUAUGCCGGCCUUGUCAUGUAUGAUGCCCAGGUCCUCAUACGCAGCGAAUGCCUGCUAUUUACUUUGGAUCUUUUUAAGGCUUUUCUAAUGCUGAUAGUACAUUAUUCGGAGUUUCUCAGAUUUUUCCUCUUGCAGGGGGUGAGGAGAGAGGUGGGAAUUCAUGCAAAAGUAUUAAACAAGUUGCUAUCAAAGACUCAGCAGGUUAACUCAACCGUUUCCUCCCAGGAUAUGGAUCAUGUGAUUGAUUGUCAACAGGAAGGAGACUUAUCCAAACUGAAAACAAACAGCCUAGGCCCCACUUCUUUUUCAUCAACAAAUGUUUCCCCACAGUUACUAAACCAGACAAAACAGAUGUUAAUGUCUUCCGUUGAAGAAGGAUCAGAGAGACGUCUGGAUAUUAACUCAGUUGUCUUAAAAGAGUCAAUUGGCCAUACGGAGGUUGAAGUUAUAGCAGGUGCUUUUCUAGGAUUCUUUGUUAGCUUGGCGGUGUAUGCCAUAAUGUGAGAUGAUAUAUAAUACUUGAAACAUUCAACAAAAUUGUCCUUCUCUGGCAUUUAUUUGGCAAGUUCAAUUAGCAAUAUAAGAUCUCCUUUUCCAGUUGCAA
Mangifera indica (mango) is the source of this 919-nucleotide messenger RNA. RefSeq lists its product as uncharacterized. Bases 1 to 819 code for a protein of 272 amino acids. The record is from RefSeq and is a predicted model, not a curated record. The transcript has 8 exons. NCBI's taxonomy places the organism in Eukaryota, Viridiplantae, Streptophyta, Magnoliopsida, Sapindales, Anacardiaceae.